Myotis davidii is the source of this 4728-nucleotide messenger RNA. It is a transcript of the gene CDH18, whose product is annotated as cadherin 18. Gene Ontology annotation, molecular function: calcium ion binding; cadherin binding. The record is from RefSeq and is a predicted model, not a curated record. The transcript has 12 exons. Lineage: Eukaryota; Metazoa; Chordata; Mammalia; Chiroptera; Vespertilionidae. Gene Ontology annotation, cellular component: plasma membrane; catenin complex; adherens junction. Bases 432 to 2804 code for a protein of 790 amino acids. Gene Ontology annotation, biological process: cell morphogenesis; calcium-dependent cell-cell adhesion; multicellular organism development.
UCAGAGGCGCGCUCGGAGCUGCAGGAGCCGGAGCCGCGAGCGGCUCGCAGGAGCGGGGAGCCCAGUCCGGGCUCUCGGAGGACGGAGCUGCCGCCGCUGAGCCCGAGCCCUGGGAAAGUCCCUCCGCUUCUCGUACAUUAAGUUCCUUGGCACCAGUUAGGGCCAGUCCGCCAGGUGGAAAAUGGUUGCCUGUGUUCACCUACUGUGAAGACUAAGAAUCAGACCACUGCAGUUUUGAAUCUCUGAAGUGUUUCAGGAUGUAAAUGCAAUCUGACCUUUCCCUGGUGGACGGUUAAAUCAUGGACACGCUAAACACUUUACUUUGGACUGUCCUUCCAAAGGAUGCUUUGGCUUCUCUCUUGAAUGCUCAUUAAGCAUUUGUAGCCAACAAGGAAAAGAAAGAAAACUGUGAACUGGAAAGUUAUCUUACAAUGAAAAUUACGAGCACAUCUUGCAUCUGUCCAGUCCUCGUGUGUCUCUGUUUUGUGCAGAGGUGUUAUGGAACUGCUCACCACAGCUCCAUCAAGGUGACCAGAAAUCAAACCAAGCACAUCGAAGGAGAGACCGAAGUCCACCAUCGUCCCAAAAGGGGAUGGGUUUGGAAUCAGUUCUUUGUUUUAGAAGAACAUAUGGGACCCGAUCCACAAUAUGUUGGAAAGCUGCACUCCAAUUCUGACAAAGGUGAUGGGUCUGUCAAGUACAUCCUUACUGGAGAAGGUGCUGGGACCAUAUUUAUCAUUGAUGAUACCACAGGUGACAUCCACUCAACAAAAAGCCUGGACAGAGAGCAGAAGACCCACUAUGUGCUCCAUGCCCAGGCUAUUGACAGACGGACAAACAAGCCUCUUGAACCCGAGUCCGAGUUCAUCAUCAAAGUGCAAGACAUCAAUGACAAUGCUCCAAAGUUCACAGAUGGACCAUAUAUCGUUACCGUGCCUGAAAUGUCAGAUAUGGGUACCUCUGUUCUGCAGGUAACAGCUACCGAUGCAGAUGACCCUACCUAUGGAAACAGUGCCCGGGUGGUUUACAGCAUUCUCCAGGGACAGCCCUACUUCUCCGUAGAUCCGAAAACAGGAGUUAUUAGAACUGCCUUACAUAACAUGGACAGAGAAGCCAGAGAGCACUACUCGGUGGUCAUUCAAGCCAAAGACAUGGCUGGGCAAGUCGGAGGGCUUUCGGGCUCGACCACGGUCAACAUCACCCUGACCGACGUCAACGACAACCCCCCGCGGUUCCCUCAGAAGCACUAUCAGCUGUAUGUUCCUGAGUCAGCUCAAGUUGGUUCAGCCGUUGGGAAAAUCAAGGCAAAUGAUGCAGACACUGGCUCCAACGCAGACAUGACGUACUCCAUCAUUAAUGGUGACGGUAUCGGGAUAUUCUCCAUCUCCACUGACAAAGAGACCAGAGAAGGGAUCCUUUCCUUAAAGAAGCCACUGAAUUAUGAGAAAAAGAAGUCCUACACUCUCAACAUAGAAGGAGCAAAUACACACCUUGAUUUUCGCUUCUCUCACUUGGGUCCCUUUAAAGAUGCCACCAUGCUGAAGAUCAUUGUCGGGGAUGUGGAUGAACCACCUCUAUUUUCCAUGCCCUCCUACAUCAUGGAAGUCUAUGAAAAUGCCAAGGUUGGAACUGUUGUUGGUGCAGUUUUGGCACAAGAUCCUGACAGUGCUAAUAGCUUAGUAAGAUACUUCAUUGACUACAAUGCUGAAGAUGACAGGUUUUUCAAUAUUGAUGCCAAUACCGGAUCUAUUAAGACGACAAAGGUUCUUGAUAGAGAAGAAACUCCGUGGUACAACAUCACAGUGGCUGCUUCAGAAAAUGACAAUCCUGGCUUGCUCAGCCAUGUCACAGUGGGUAUUAGAGUUCUGGAUGUCAAUGACAAUCCACCCGAACUUGCCAGGGAAUAUGAUAUUGUUGUCUGUGAAAAUUCUAAGCCUGGCCAGGUUAUUCAUACCAUCAGUGCCACCGAUAAAGAUGAUUUUGCCAAUGGACCAAGGUUUAACUUCUUUCUUGAUGAACACCUGUCUAUAAAUCCAAACUUCACCCUGAAGGACAAUGAAGAUAACACAGCCAGCAUUCUGACCAGGCGGAGGAGAUUUAGUCGAACUGUUCAGGAUGUGUAUUAUCUCCCCAUUAUGAUCUCUGAUGGUGGCAUCCCCUCUCUCAGCAGCAGCAGCACCCUCACCAUCAGGGUUUGUGCAUGCGAGAGAGAUGGGCGCGUGCGGACCUGCCAUCCCGAAGCCUUCCUGUCCGCCACUGGUUUGAGUACAGGAGCCCUAAUCGCUAUUCUUCUGUGUGUUGUCAUUCUCCUGGCGAUUGUAGUACUUUUUAUCACCCUGAGACGCAGCAAAAAAGAGCCCUUGAUCAUUUCAGAGGAGGAUGUGCGGGAGAAUGUGGUCACCUAUGAUGACGAAGGGGGCGGGGAGGAAGACACUGAGGCCUUUGACAUCACAGCCUUGAGGAAUCCGUCUGCAGCUGAGGAGCUCAAGUACCGGAGAGAUAUCAGACCUGAAGUGCAACUCACGCCCAGACACCAGACAUUGUCCACCCUGGAAAGUAUAGAUGUUCAGGAAUUCAUCAAACAGAGACUGGCAGAAGCUGACCUAGACCCCAGUGUCCCUCCUUAUGACUCUCUUCAGACUUAUGCCUAUGAGGGUCAGAGAUCAGAAGCUGGUUCUAUCAGCUCCCUGGACUCAGCCACUACACAGUCCGACCAGGAUUAUCAGUACCUUGGGGACUGGGGACCAGAGUUUAAAAAGUUGGCUGAACUCUAUGGAGAAAUGGAAUCUGAAAGAACAACUUAGGGGGGCCAUUCUUUCAACAUUCUAGAAUUUGCUGCCUGAGCAAGUGAAGACAUAACCUCAGCCAUGACAAGGAAGAAGUGUGGGAACAGUACUUGGAACUGAGCAAGCUGUACACAGCCACUGUAGAAACAAGUGCCCUUUUCAUGAUCGAAACUGGGUUAUUUAAUCAGAGGAAAGUCAAAUUAAACAAAACAACACAAACAGAGAAAAAGCUAUUGUACCUUGUGUAUAUUUUCAAUUGCUCAAUAAAGUCUGUGGUACUGUUUACUUAAGAAUACCUGGAUUCAACCAAACAGUGAUAUUCGUUUCAAUACCUUGUGAUUUUUUUUCCCCAAAACAAAACGAAGUAGAAAGGUCCAAACUCACUUAUGAUUGAUUUCUAGGGGUGGUUCACUGCAGAAUAAAACUUGAGAAGGUAAUCAAGACCUCCUUGUCCACUUUUCUGGGUGGACUUUUGAGACCCACGUUCUGUUAUUGUGACAGAGCUCAUUAGCUUCGUCUUAUGUUUAAGUGACGUGAGAGAUACCCAGUCUACUAGGCCACUCUGUCACAGACUUGUACGGGCCAUUUUUCUUUGCCCUCCCCACUUCUUUUCUCCAUACGGAAUGGAUGGAGCAUGGGGAUUUGCUGCUUGCACUAUAAUGUAUGCAAUUUCUGUGCACGGACUGUGCACCGCUCUGAAGCAGAGACGGUUGUCUCUGUCCCACAAGCUCCCCUUUAUUUUCAAAGAAAAAAACCACUUUUUAUUAAAUUGAUAAAAUGAAUGGUUUACGGUAGGCUCAGAUAAUCUGAAAUAUCAGGGAAAGAUUUAAUCUAAAAAGUAGCUAUAAACCUCACCCUGUUCAAACCUUUGGGGAACUCUAUUUCUCCCUCCCUCCUGGUCCCCAUUGGUUUUAGUAUGUUUAAAUCAGCAGAUUUGAUCAUUCCUGUAACUAAAAUUAGUUGUCAGAAAUUUUGUAAUUUGUUUAUACUUCAGUACAGUUGGCUUACUUAUGGCAUGGGCAGUCAUCGAAAAUAUAUACGUCGCCAGAUAAGAAUGUAGUCCGAAAAGAUUAUCCCCAAUACCUUAUAGACUUAAAAUUGACUUUUAUUCCUUCCAUAGGUUCAGAUUUUUCCCAUCUCACUGACUGAUUAGCCCUUAUAUGCUUGGGAUCUGCAGGAAAAUAUGUAAGACUAGGAGCAAACAACAAUAAAGGAGAUUCACACGUAUUAUUCUUGGAGAUGUCCCAAAGUUUCUGAGCUUUAGGGUUCGAACUGUAAAGAUGGCUUUCCUCCCUACCUCACAGGCUUAUGUGAGGAUCCAUAAGUAUCUGCAAAAAUGCUUUGCCCACGACAAACUGUUUUGUUACAUAAAGGCUUGCAGAUACCAUCUAAUUUUCUAAUUCCAUUGGCAUAUAAAUGUAUAGUUGCAUACGUUUUGAAUAAAAUGUAUUAUGGGAGAAUUGCAUAAACCUUCAACAGUGAAGCAACUUACUAACUACACAUAUAAUAAACAGGUUUAGUUAUUUUAAUAUUUUUCCAAAUCAACUAAUUUUCUUAGAAUUUCUUUGGGGUUUUGCACCCAAAUUGUUUAGAUAAUAUUUAUGGUUGUUGCUAUUGAUCUUGAGAUAACAAUUCAUAGCAUAGGGUCCUUUUAGCCAAAAAUGACCACAUUUAUGUAUUAAUUGAAAUCCACAACGAAGAAUAAUUUCAAGGGGGUGUUCUUUUGUUUGCUCUUCAAAUUGAUCAUAUUCUAGUGUCCUCAAAAGCUCUAUGACACUUUCUGUCUGAUUCUACUUAUGUGCAAAACUUUGAAUAUUUGCCUCUGUUCGUAACCGCCCUGUGCUUUCAUAUUUCAGUUUUGAGGUAUGGGAAGUAAGUUUAAUUUGAAUAAUUCUCAAUUUGUGUUUUAAGCCUGAGGAAUAAAAUGUAAUUUAAUUUUUUA